CCCCGCCCUCGGACCACGUGACCCGAGCUGUAGCGCUGGGUUUGGGGGUCUGCGGCCAGGAGGGCGUCUGCGCAGGUGAGCUGGACGCGCUGGUGAAGGCUGUCUCAGGCCCGAGGGCUUCCGGAGGAGCGUCCUCCUUCAGGGCGGCGGGGCCGACUAUCAGUGAGUUCUUGCUUGGGAGAAUCGUGCAGAGAAACCGAGAGAGGCCUCCAGGACUAUGGAUGCUACUCCGGGCCAACAGGCUUCCACCAUGAAGACGAAGAGGCCUCUCUGCUCCCACUCUCUGGUUGGGGUCUGCAUCCUCAUCUGCUUUAUUACCGCUAUCACUCUGGGCCAUCUCAUGCUCCAUGACUUAAUGCUGUUUCCCCAAGACUUUCCCAAAUCCUCUACAGGACUGGAAGAGACUUUUAGGCCUCACCAUUGGAAGGGUUAUGGGCCAGGGCCCCAGCACAUCCAGGAGGAGCACCAUGUGCAGCCUGUAGCCGUGCCCACGAAGUGCGACGUGCCCCCCAACAGCCGCUUUGACUGUGCUCCAGACAAGGGCAUCUCCCGGGAGGAGUGUGAGGCCCGUGGCUGCUGCUAUGUCCCAGCCGGGCGAGUGCUGAAGGCACCGCUGACGGGGCAGCCCUGGUGUUUCUUCCCUCCCAGUUAUCCAAGCUACCGGCUAGAGAAUUUGAACUCCACAGAGACGGGGUACACAGCCACCCUGACCCGUACCAGCCCGACCUUCUUCCCAAAGGAUGUGCUGAGCUUACAGCUGGAUGUGCUGAUGGAGACCGAGAGCCGCCUCCACUUCGUGAUCAAAGACCCGGCUAAUAAGCGCUACGAAGUGCCCAUGGAGACCCCGCAUGUCCUGAGCCAGGCACCGUCCCCCCUCUACACUGUGGAGUUCUCAGAGGAGCCCUUCGGAGUGAUUGUCCGCAGGAAGCUGAAUGGCCGGGUGCUGCUGAACACUACCGUGGCGCCCCUGUUCUUCGCUGACCAGUUCCUGCAGCUGUCCACGUCACUGCCCUCCCAGCACAUCACAGGCCUCGCUGAGCAUCUCAGCCCGCUCAUGCUCAGCACCGAAUGGACGCGGGUCACCCUCUGGAACCGGGACCUGGCACCCUUGCCAGGUGCCAACCUCUACGGGUCACACCCAUUCUACCUGGCGCUGGAGGACGGUGGCUUGGCUCAUGGUGUCUUCCUGCUGAACAGCAAUGCCAUGGAUGUGGUCCUGCAGCCCAGCCCCGCCCUAACCUGGAGGUCAACAGGGGGCAUCUUGGAUGUGUACGUGUUCCUAGGCCCAGAGCCCAAGAGCGUUGUGCAGCAGUACCUGGACGUCGUGGGAUACCCCUUCAUGCCGCCAUACUGGGGCCUGGGUUUCCACCUCUGCCGCUGGGGCUACUCCUCCACUGCCAUCAUCCGCGAGGUUGUGGAGAACAUGACCAGGACACACUUCCCCCUGGAUGUGCAGUGGAACGACCUGGACUACAUGGACGCCCGCAGGGACUUCACCUUUAACCAGGAUGGCUUUGCCGACUUCCCGGACAUGGUGCGUGAGCUCCACCAGGGUGGCCGGCGGUACGUGAUGAUCGUGGACCCUGCCAUCAGCAGUUCAGGCCCUCCUGGGAGUUACAGGCCCUAUGACGAGGGUCUUCGGAGGGGCGUGUUCAUCACCAAUGAGACUGGGCAGCCACUGAUUGGGAAGGUAUGGCCUGGAUCCACAGCCUUCCCCGAUUUCACCAACCCUGAGACCCUUGACUGGUGGCAGGACAUGGUCUCUGAGUUCCAUGCCCAGGUGCCCUUUGAUGGAAUGUGGAUUGACAUGAAUGAACCAUCCAACUUCAUUAGAGGCUCUCAGCAGGGCUGCCCUGAAAAUGAACUGGAGAACCCACCCUAUGUGCCCGGGGUGGUUGGUGGGACCUUGCAGGCAGCUACGAUCUGUGCCUCCAGCCGCCAGUUCCUCUCCACACACUACAACCUCCACAACCUGUACGGCUUGACUGAAGCCAUCGCCUCCAACAGGGCCCUAGUGAAGACCCGGGGCACCCGACCCUUUGUGAUCUCCCGCUCGACCUUCGCUGGCCAUGGCCGAUAUGCUGGCCACUGGACGGGGGAUGUGUGGAGCACCUGGGAGCAUCUUUCCAACUCUGUGCCAGAAAUCCUGCAGUUUAACCUGCUAGGCAUGCCCCUGGUGGGGGCGGACAUCUGCGGCUUCCUGGGAAACACAUCAGAGGAGCUGUGUGUGCGCUGGACCCAGCUGGGGGCCUUCUACCCCUUCAUGCGGAACCACAACGACCUCAAUAGCAUGCCUCAGGAGCCAUACAGGUUCAGCGAGACCGCACAGCAGGCCAUGAGGAGGGCCUUCACCUUGCGCUAUGCACUCCUGCCCUUCCUGUACACUCUGUUUCAUGGAGCCCACGUCAGAGGGGACACAGUGGCCCGGCCCCUCUUCCUGGAGUUCCCCGAGGAUCCCAGCACCUGGUCUGUGGACCGCCAGCUCUUAUGGGGGUCAGCUCUGCUCAUCACACCUGUGCUUGAGCCUGGGAAAACUGAAGUGACUGGCUACUUCCCUGAGGGUGUGUGGUACAACCUGCAGAUGGUGCCAGUGGAGGUUCUCGGCAGUCUCCCAUCUCCUCCGUCAUCUCCUCCGUCACCUCCUCCGUCAUCUCUGCUGUCAUCUCCUCCAUCAUCUCUGCCGUCACCUCCUCCAUCAUCUCCUCCGUCAUCUCCUCUGUCACCUCCUCCAUCACCCCCCAGAUCUGCUGUCCACAGCAAGGGGCAGUGGUUGACGCUCGAAGCCCCACUGGAUACCAUCAAUGUGCACCUGAGGGCAGGAUACAUCCUACCGCUGCAGGGUCCCAGCCUCACAACCACGGAAUCCCGAAAGCAGCCCAUGGCCCUGGUCGUGGCUUUAACUGCAAGCGGCGAGGCCCGUGGGGAGCUGUACUGGGACGAUGGGGAGAGCCUUGGGGUUCUGGAGCGCGGGGCCUAUGCACUGAUCACCUUCUUGGCCAAGAAUAAUACCAUUGUGAAUGAGUUAGUACACAUGACCAAGGAGGGGACUGAACUACAGCUGAAGGAGGUGGCCAUCUUGGGAGUGACCACAGCCCCUACACAGGUCCUUUCCAAUGGUGUCCCUGUCUCUAAUUUCACCUACAGCCCUGACAGCAAGACCCUGGCUAUCCCUGUCUCGCUGCUCAUGGGAGAAAAGUUUCAGAUUAAUUGGUCCUAGGAGACCACACCUGUGUUUACUGAGAACCUGAGUCCUGUGUGUUUUUCCUGUCGUGUUGCUGCUGCUGCCCGUGAGGUACCGUGUUAGGAAAGGAGUGAGACUUGCUAACCUGUCUGUCCCAGCUGUCCAUCCCUGGCACUAGAAUGUGAAGCACAGCAUGGGGACGUUUUACCUACACCAUCAGGCCGCCACUGCAACUGGGACCCUACUGAGAGACAGAGUUGGUGAUGUCAUCAGGCUCACAGAGCUUGAGAAACUUACUGUGAAGUGCACUUAUUUAAAUAAAAAGGGACAUUUGGAGCUA
Molecule: messenger RNA, 3521 nt
Organism: Arvicola amphibius (Eurasian water vole)
Lineage: Eukaryota; Metazoa; Chordata; Mammalia; Rodentia; Cricetidae
Gene: Gaa
Product: alpha glucosidase
Exons: 20
Coding region: 218-3217 (999 amino acids)
Biological process (GO): glycogen catabolic process; lysosome organization
Cellular component (GO): lysosomal membrane
Molecular function (GO): carbohydrate binding; alpha-1,4-glucosidase activity
Source: RefSeq, a predicted model, not a curated record